AUGUCGGCACCCAAACCCCAUCCUCGUCGGCGCCCGUGUAGAAGGUCGGCAGUGCCGGCGCUUUUACCUUCAGAUCAGAGUCAAUCCCUCGAGGAAUGUAUUUCACAACCUCGCCGUAUCAAAUUGAAGAAGGGAGCAACCUUCCAUUCGUCAUCCACUCCGGCCAAGGACUCAGAUCCAACCCUCUGCAUCCCAGCUUUACCGCGACGAGCUCCCAGCUGCUUGAGGACGUUUGAGAAAGUCAAAGCGGAUGGCGAAAAACGUGUAGCCGCUCUCCUAGGCAGCGUGGACAGGAAUUUUGCUGGUUCAAACCGCGACAUAUCUCAUAAACAUUCUUCUUUUUCCGAUAAUAGUUUUCCUGUUCCGCGAGGGAUUCUGGACGCCCACAUCGCCAAUACUGAUUCAACAGGUGACCCAGCUCACACUUUCCGAUUUCCCUUCCCAAAUCGACGUUUACCUCCACUCGAUCAAAAGGACUCACGUACUUGUGACAGUGGCAUUGGCUCAUCAGUCAGUGCCCUCUCUCGACGCAAACCUGCCUUUGGUGGAGAUUCAACGCAACACAGAAAAGCUUCUUCCCAGAACGCCAUCACAAGGUCAAUCUCUUUCAAGAGUAAAGUAACAGGGUCAUCAAAACCUACCUUAGAUCCCAAAGCUUUUAGACAUAUUGAGCGUUGCGUGCUCAUCCCUGUUCUGAAUGAAAAAAUUUUAAAGCCAUUCCAUCCACUUGUUAGGAGUGUACCACAACGUGUCAAGCGCAAUGAUAUCACCUGUUUGCGUGAUCUAGAAAAGACUUUGUUGUUUUCAGCACUGAACCAGGAGGUUACAUCGGCUAUAUUUGUCAAGUUCUGCGAGUUUACAGUGCAGUGUAUUCAUACUACUGUUCCUUUUCUCAACGAACGCGACCUCCAACGGCCGUCGGACCGCCCAUACACCAACGGGUAUUUCCUUGAUCUUGUGGAACAAAUCAGGCAAUACGCCGUCCACGUAGAACAAAGCCGGCGAGCACGCGCUGCUGGCGAACGUGACAAGAAUAAAAACCAAACUGACUAUUCAUCGAGCGAGGAGCUUGUCCUUGAGGGCGGACUUAGCAAAACUGGUCGCCCAGCUGAAUUAGUCCGAAAGAAGAAAGGCGCUGCUGCUAUCUCUCUGAAAACAGGAGAACAGUACGUUGAGCCAAAAACAUCAAUGCCAGCCAUGAAACGCUCUCUGAGUGUUGAUUCUGUCGACGAUAGCGUCGUACGAUCUAUGGCGCGUCGGAAGAAAAAUGAGCCUCCCCUGAAUAUUAACAAGAAAUGUGACCACUGCGACAAGAUCUUCAGACGACCUUGUGAUUUAACUAAGCAUGAAAAGACCCAUACCCGGCCCUGGAAGUGCUCCGAGUCCUCUUGUAAGUAUUAUAAAGUUGGAUGGCCGACGGAAAAGGAGCGAGACCGCCAUGUCAAUGAUAAGCACUCCAAAACCCCUGCUCUCUACUGCUGCCAGUUUGCGCCCUGUACAUAUCAGUCAAAGCGCGAAAGCAACUGCAAGCAACACAUGGAGAAGGCCCACGGCUGGGUGUACGUCCGAUCUAAGAAUACCGGAAAACCCGGCCUUCAGCCCGUGAACCUCCCUCCAUCACGGAGUUCCAGUGUUAAUGCCCCUUCCAGUGCGGCCCCAGAAGCAUCCACUCCACAAAGUGUGGAGCCUACACCCCCUUACAUCUCUUCAUCCCAAUCAGAUUUUCGGCCGGAAACAGUGGGCAGUCAGCCUACCCAUGAUAUAAAUGCCAUCUUCGCAGAAGAUUUCCCAUUGUUCCCAGAAACUACAGCUGGCGCGUUUGGUGACAGCGCAGACUCUUUUGCUCGACAAUUUGACUUUGAUGCAUUCCACGCCAGCCUCCGGGCUAGUGAUCCUGAACAGUUUGUCGCCGGAUUGGACCUUGGUCUUCCAGCGAUUCCUAGCCCCGAUGCUCAGGAUGGACUUGGUAUGGAUAUUCAUAGGCGCUUAACUUUCGACCAUCUUGGGGACCGCAUGGACGUUGACCUCGAUUGGGAGGGUUUUGAUGCCUACGAUCCAACGAUGAGCCCGCAAUCGGCCGAAGCGGCGACCAUUGAAUCGUAUUCCAAUGCCUCAUCCGUUGGGAUACCCUCCCCCGAAGAGCCCAAAAUUCCAAGCCUCUCCCCUUGCGGCCAAGGCAACGUCAUGCUCUAUUCCCCAGACUCAGAGCUGCCCGAUGAAGGCUUUUGCGAUCUCUACAAUGUGCAUAAAAAGCCCCCCCGCGAUUUCACAUUAUACGCCAAUGGCGCCCUCGGCCAACCCACAGACUCUCAGUCAUCAGAAUCUUCCAGCUCACUGUUUCAUUCGCUCAGUGCUGUUGGUAGUCAGCACAAUGGCUCUGAUUGGCCAGUAAAUACCGGCGAAGGCGGCUGGGAGUUUGACGAGUAUAUGAAAGGUGCCUAG
Molecule: messenger RNA, 2442 nt
Organism: Ophidiomyces ophidiicola
Lineage: Eukaryota; Fungi; Ascomycota; Eurotiomycetes; Onygenales; Onygenaceae
Exons: 5
Coding region: 1-2442 (813 amino acids)
Source: RefSeq, a predicted model, not a curated record